Molecule: messenger RNA, 993 nt
Organism: Paracoccidioides brasiliensis Pb18
Exons: 1
Coding region: 1-993 (330 amino acids)
Molecular function (GO): oxidoreductase activity
Source: RefSeq, a predicted model, not a curated record
AUGGCAAAUCAGUCCUCCGUGCCCACUGCCCGAUCUCUCUGGCAAGAUGUGGAAAAGGAUACUCUCACCCUCAUACAGCGCCCUAUUCCAGUGGUCAAACCGAAUUCCGAGGAGCACCUUAUACGCGUCCACGCAACCGCUUUGUGCGCCAGAGAGCUUCUUUGGCCCAAAUUAUUCCCAGUUCCCGGAAAGACAGAGAUUAUUCCUGGUUACGAUCUUGCUGGAACAGUCGUAAUUGCACCAGAGUCUUCCCCCUUCGAAGUUGGGGAUCAAGUGUAUGCUCGCACCAAUUACGAGCGACCGGGUUGUGCCCGCGAUUAUACCAUUGCGGUGACCUCGGAGAUUGCGCACCGGCCAACCAAUCUAUCCUGGGCCGAGUCAGCAACAAUCCCAUUGUCCGCAUUGACCGCUUGGCAAGCAUUGUUUGUUCAGGGCGGGCUAGGUGGGCCUGAAAAUGCGGCAAAUAAAUAUAAGAAGGUCUUCAUUACCGCUGCAUCUGGCGGAGUUGGAUCGUGGGUUGUCCAGCUCGCCAGGAUUGCAGGGCUUCGUGUCUGUGCAUCGUGUGGAAGUGAGAAUGUAGAAUUCGUCCGUGGCCUGGGGGCGGAUGAAGUGGUUGAUUACAGGACGACAACAUUGACUGAUUGGGCUGCUGCUGACGACAAGAGAAAGGCUGACUUGAUAAUUGAUUGCUUCGGCAAUGAGACGUUGAAGGACGCCUGGGGUUGUGUGAAAGAUGGGGGUACGCUGAUCAGCAUCGUGCAACCACCCGAGGAGAAGAAACCAGCUAAUUGCACGGCGAAAAAUGUCAGGAAUUUCUUCUUUAUUAUGGAACCGAACGGGACGCAGCUUGCUAAAAUUACCGAUUUGGUAUUGCAAGGGAAGUGCCAUGGAGUCCUCGAUAGUACAUUUGAGCUAGAGGAGUUCGAAAAGGCAUUCGCUAAGGUUGAUACUAGACGAGCGAAGGGUAAAGUUGUUUUAAGUGUACAUGAGUGA